AGUAAAGGUUCAUGAGGCGAAUGCUGCUCUGUCUGCAGAGUCUUGUUUCUCACUAGGCGGCGAGUCUUGCGUGUUGGAACAAGAUGUUGGCGGUUCACAUCUUCUCCUACUUCUUCACCAAGCUGCAGGAAGAUCCGACAAAGAAGGUGGACAGAUUUCUGUACCGCAUGCGUCUCCAUGACGACCAGCUCCAGGACAUUUCGGCUCGUUUCCAGGCGGAGAUGAAGAAGGGCCUCUGCGCUGACAGCAACCCGGUCGCCACGGUGAAGAUGCUGCCGACGCACGUCCGCUCCACUCCGGACGGAACAGAGAAAGGAGAGUUUCUAGCGCUGGACCUCGGCGGCUCCAGAUUUAAAGUCCUUCGUGUCAACGUGAAGGAAGCUCGAGGGAUGCGGCCUGCUGCGGUGGAGAUAGAGGAGAUGACGUAUCCAAUAUCGAAUGACGUCCUCAUUGGGAAGGGGACGGAGGUCUUCGACCAUGUGUCAGAAUCUCUGAAGGACUUUCUGCAGAAGAAGAACAUGGAUUUGAAGAAGAAACAUCCUCUGGCCUUCACCUUCUCCUUCCCUUGUGAACAUGCCGCCAUAAACAAGGGAGUUCUCCUAAAUUGGGGAAAGAUCUUCAGGGCCCGGGGACUGAAAGGGAAAGAAGUUGUCGAGGCACUUAAAGAUGCCAUCCAAAGAACCGAGGACUUGGAUGUGGAGGUUGUGGCUUUGGUGAACGACUCCGUGGCGACGAUGAUGAGCUGUGGUUUUGAUGACCGCAACUGUCAAAUAGGACUCAUCAUUGGAACUGGCACCAAUGCUUGCUACAUGGAGGAGAUGCGCCACAUCGGCAGGGUGGAGGGAGACGAGGGCAGGAUGUGUGUGAACACUGAGUGGGGGGCGUUUGGAGAUGACGGUGCUCUGGAUGACUUCAUCACAGAGUUUGACAGAGAACUGGACGCAGCUUCCAUCAACCCUGGAAAACAAACCUUCGAGAAGAUGGUCAGUGGGAUGCAUCAGGGAGAGCUGGUCCGGCUGAUUGUGUUGAAGAUGGCCAAGGAAGGGUGGCUGUUUGAUGGGCAGGUGUCUGAAGCUCUGAUGGCUCACGGGAGGAUAACCUCAGCACACGUCGCAGCCAUGGAGGAGUACAAAACCGGGCUGCAGAACACCAGAGACAUCCUCACUGAUCUGGACCUGAACCCGUCCUCUGACGACUGCGUGGCAGUUCAACAUGUCAGCACCAUCGUUUCCUUCAGAUCCUCCAACUUGGUGGCCGCUGCGCUGUCUGCAAUCCUCACCCGUGUCAAGACCAACAGGAACGUGGGGAAGUUAAAGAUCUCUGUAGGGGUGGAUGGCACAAUGUAUAGAACACACCCACGGUAUUCCAAACGUCUUCACAAGGUCCUGCAGCGGCUCCUUCCAGAGUGUCACGUCAGAUUCAUCCAGUCGAACUGCGGCAGCAGCAAGGGAGCCGCCUUGGUGGCAGCAGUGGGACAGAGACUGGCCUCGCAGAGGAGACAGAUCGAUGAGAAGCUGUCCACCUUCAAACUGAGUCCAGAGCAGCUCCAAAUGGUGAAAAGCCGAAUGAGAGCCGACAUGGAAGCCGGGCUGACGCAGAAAAACCUUUCGGCAGUGAAGAUGCUGCCCACAUACGUGUGCGGCCUCCCGGACGGUUCAGAAAGCGGGAGAUACCUGGCCAUGGAUCUGGGAGAGAACGGUUUCAAAGUCCUGCUGGUGAACUUGAGAAGAGGCCAGCACCUGAACUCAGGCCUCCACCAGAAGAUCUACUCCAUACCAUUGACUGUCAUGCAGGGAACGUCGGAAGAGCUGUUCGACCACCUGGCCGAGUGCAUUGGUGACUUCCUGGACAACAUGGGGCUGAAGAGCUGUUGCCUCCCUGCAGGUUUCUCCUUCCCUUUCCCCUAUGAACAGACGGCAGUAGACUCGGGCAUGUUAGUGAGCUGGACCAAAGGUUUCCUGGUCUCAAACUGUGAUGGUCGCGAUGUCGUCAAAAUGCUGAAGGACGCUGUGGAGAGACGCAGUGAUUUUGAGUUGGACGUCGCAGCUGUUGUAAACGACACGGUGGGGACGAUGAUGUGCUGCGCCUCUGAAGACCCCCAGUGUGAAGUGGGCCUAAUAAUUGGCGCAGGCACCAACAUUUGUUACAUGGAGGAUGUGAAAAACAUCAAGACGAUAGAACGGGUCAAAGGACACACGGAGAAAGAAGAGGGGAUGUCUGCAGAGAGGUUUGAGAGCGGCCAGAUGCUGAAGAUGUGCAUCAACACCGAGUGCUGCGGUCUGGGCGAUGACGGCUCCCUGAGUGACAUCAUCACUCAGUACGACCUGGAGGUGGAUCAGACCUCCCUCAGCACUGGGAAACAAACGUUCGAGAAGCUGACCAGCGGCAUGUAUCUAGGAGAGAUCGUCCGCCACGUCCUGCUGGAUCUGACCCGCCAGGGCCUGCUCUUCAGAGGACGCGUCACAGACAGGCUGAAAACCCCAGGGAUCUUUGACACCAAACUCCUGUCAAGGAUUGAGAGUGACCGCUUGGCUGUACUGCAGGUCCGAUGUGUGCUGCAGCAGCUCGGACUGGACUGCAACUGUGACGACAGCAGCAUCGUCAAAGAGGUAUGUGCUGCCGUGUCACGCCGAGCGGCUCGUUUGUGCGGCGCUGCAUUGGCCGCUGUUGUUGAUAAGAUCCGAGAGAACCGCGGACUGGAGCGUCUGGAUGUCAGCGUCGGGGUCGACGGCGCCCUCUACAAGCUCCAUCCUCACUUCUCCGGAGUUCUCCAAGAGAGCACCAGGGCUUUGGCUCCUCAGUGCAGCGUGACCUUCCUCCCAUCGGACGAGGGCAGUGGGAAAGGGGCCGCCCUGGUCACCGCCUUGACCCGACAGAAGUUGGAGGACUGACGCUUUAUCUCUGCUCCUCCGGCCCAUAACCUCCAC
Messenger RNA from Synchiropus splendidus (mandarinfish), 2927 nucleotides. Its product is annotated as hexokinase HKDC1-like. The record is from RefSeq and is a predicted model, not a curated record. Bases 84 to 2891 code for a protein of 935 amino acids. Lineage: Eukaryota; Metazoa; Chordata; Actinopteri; Syngnathiformes; Callionymidae. Gene Ontology annotation, molecular function: mannokinase activity; ATP binding; fructokinase activity. Gene Ontology annotation, cellular component: cytosol; mitochondrion. Gene Ontology annotation, biological process: intracellular glucose homeostasis; glycolytic process; glucose 6-phosphate metabolic process. The transcript has 22 exons.